Messenger RNA from Physcomitrium patens, 1046 nucleotides. Lineage: Eukaryota; Viridiplantae; Streptophyta; Bryopsida; Funariales; Funariaceae. The record is from RefSeq and is a predicted model, not a curated record.
GUGAAUUCGGGCCCGCACUGCCUUCUGUACCCAUAUGUUUAUAAAGGUUCAGCCAUGCAUCGUUUUAGUAGCAUACUUUCACUAGGCUUUGCAGGCCCUCCGGGUUUCGAGUGAGGAAGGAGGAGUUGGGGAACAGUUUCAGCGCGUCUUUGUUGCGGGAUUGUGUCAGGUUUUGGUUACCCUCACGGCGCCGGACUAGGCCGCUGCGGAGUUUUUGAGUUUUUGGGAGCUGUCUGCGGCUACGUUUAUUUUUCCACGAGGACUCAGGAUGAGUAGUGCUUCAACUGUGCCAGCAUCUGGAUCCUUCGUACUUACAGAACCUCAACAUCCUGUUGCCGGAAGGAGGACCGUGUAUGGACAGCUUCAAGAGUUGAAAAAACUCUACCUUGAUGAUAUGAUUGAGCUAUAUAGCAUGCUGACAGCCCGAAGCAAUCAGCCCAUGCCAGCAGAACAGCUCCAGAAACUAAAGCAUUACAAGGAUGUCUUGCAUCGCAUGAUUCCUUAUCUUCGAGUGCCAGAAGACCGAGUACCUAAAGAAUUCAACGCGGACAAAGUGGAUGCUUUUGAGAAGCAGAUCGUGAACAUCAUGGAAACCUUUAAGAGAAGACGUCAAGGUGUUGCCUAGCUCUUGCAAAAUCCAAACCCAGGGGGCACUGCACUACUACAAUAUAGCCCGUGAAAUACUCCAGUGCUUAGCCAUUAUGAACCAGGCCAAAUUAUCAUCACAAUAAACUCAAAUUUAGAGAAAGUCUGGAUAGUGCGAAGCAGUCUUAGAAAGGGCACAUAAACGUGUGGUGUGCCGGGUUGACUUUGGGUAGGCUUUGUCUUGCUGUUCUGUCUUGUCGAUUCUGCCCAUUAUUCUACGUGCAAUAGCCGAAGGGUUUGAACAAGUCAAACUUCAGGCUUGCUAACAGUGCAACACAUACACGUCAAGGGGAUCCAGUAUGAGCGUACUGAUAACCAAAUGUUCACUUGAACGCGAUCUUUCCAAUCUAAUCAAUACCAUCAGCUGACCCUGUCUUUGAUCUGAGGUUCAAUUUGCAAUA